AUGUCUGACGAAAACACCUUCCGGCCCAAAGACAGGAAUUUCAUUGAAUCUGGAUAUAAACAGCAGUUGAAACAAAGUUCAUUAACCGAUUUGCUGGUCCAUUCGAAUUAUAACACACUGAGUUUAAGAGAAAACAAGAGGAAUAUCGAUGAACCGGUAAACUACGUUAGAAUAAAAGCCUUGGAAGAAAGUAUAAGGAGGGACAUAAUAAGCGAUAAAAAUUCAUUGCACAGAGCCAUCACUCCUUUACUUAUUUUGAUGCAAAUGUCCGGUCUUUUACCAGUUCAAGGCAUUAGAAGACAAAAUACUAGUUAUUUAGUUUUUAAUUGGUUCAGCUGGAUAUUGGCAUACAGCAUUAUCUUGGUUGGCUCUUCUGUCUUAAUGGUUUCGUUAGUAGUAUGCAACUUGUAUAGUAAUGGACUGUCAUAUGAGGUCAUUGGUGAUUUAUUAUUUCAUGGAGGUACACUAAUCAUGUAUACACUUUUUAUACAUUUGGCAAGGGAAUGGCCAAAAGUUAUGGAAAAAUGGGAACUAAUGGAACGAGAGAUGAAACAAUAUGGAUACCCAUCUAAUAUGGCAUUUAGGAUUAAAAUGUUUUCAUGUAUCAUCUUGAUACUUUCAACUAUUGAACACUUGGCUUCUAUUUUAACGGGAGUAUUGAAAGCUAUACAUUGUUCAUCGGAUGGACUAGAUAUUUUUAAACAUUACAUUUUUACAUGGAAAACAUUCUUUACGUAUAUAAACUACUCGUUCGCAGUAGCUGUAAUUUUGAAGUUUUUUGAUUGUUUGUAUUCUUUUGCUUGGAAUUUUAUAGAUUUACUAAUAAUCAUACUAGCCUGUGCUUUGACGGACAAAUUCAAGCAGCUAAACCAAAAAUUAGCCAGUGUCAGGGGAAAAGUGCUUCCAAGUGUGUAUUGGAGAAAGUCUAGGGAAACAUACAAUAUUUUAGCGUCGUUAACUCAUGACUUUGAUGAAUUUCUAUCUCCAGUGAUAUUAUUAUCAUUUGGUCAUAAUUUGUACUUUAUUUGCUACCAACUUCUCAACAGCUUGAAACCUAUGCUCAGCCCUUGGGAGGCUCUAUGUUUCGCAUUUUUAUUUACCUACUUAGUUGGAAGAACAUGCGUGGUGUCUUUGUACGUCGCAUCCAUUAAUGAUCAAAGCAAAAAGCCAAAAGCUGUCUUGUUUUCUGUACCAGCAGAGUGUUAUGGAGUCGAGGUAGAAAGAUUUUUAAUGCAAGUGAUGUCUGAUGAAUUAUCAUUUACUGGAUGUAAUUUUUUCUCCGUCACAAGGACGUUUAUGCUAACGGUUGCUGGAACUAUAGUCACGUACGAGAUCGUAUUAAUACAAUUUAACAAUGUGGCUAGCGGAGUACCUAAUCAAAAUAAUACUAUUACUAAUUAUUGUUCAAAGUUAUUAUGA
This is a messenger RNA of Macrosiphum euphorbiae (potato aphid), 1419 nucleotides long. Lineage: Eukaryota; Metazoa; Arthropoda; Insecta; Hemiptera; Aphididae. The record is from the annotation of a GenBank genome assembly.